AGCGCAAUGGGAGGAGCAUGCAAGUAAGCGUUCGAGAGUGUAUAUGUGUGUGUGGAGUUUUUCCCCCAACUCCGAACUCUGAACCAUAUCAGAAGAAGGUCAUUUUAUGACACAGAUGUAAAGAAGUGAGAUGGGAGACAUUUCAGAGUGCAGCUGUUCUUCAAUGGUGUUGUGUUGCAUCGGUUUCGUUACGGCUGCAUAUUACCUGCUGAGGUGGUCAUGGCAGUGUUGGCAUGGAUUCAAAGCGUACAUGGUCUCUGAGAUCUGGCAAACGGACCUGAGGACAUAUGGGCAGUGGGCUGUUGUAACUGGAGCAACAUCAGGGAUUGGUCAAGCAUAUGCUGAAGAGCUUGCCAAACGAGGAUUAAACAUUGUUCUGAUCAGUCGCUCGGAGGAAAAGCUUCACAGAGUUGCCAAAGAAAUAGGUUAUAAACUAAGUGAGAUGGGAGACAUUUCAGAGUGCAGCUGUUCUUCAAUGGUGUUGUGUUGCAUCGGUUUCGUUACGGCUGCAUAUUACCUGCUGAGGUGGUCAUGGCAGUGUUGGCAUGGAUUCAAAGCGUACAUGGUCUCUGAGAUCUGGCAAACGGACCUGAAGACAUAUGGGCAGUGGGCUGUUGUAACUGGAGCAACAUCAGGGAUUGGUCGAGCAUAUGCUGAAGAGCUUGCCAAACGAGGAUUAAACAUUGUCCUGAUCAGUCGCUCGGAGGAAAAGCUUAACAGCGUUGCCAAAGAAAUAGAGUCUCGGUUCAAGCGACAGACACAUGUGAUUCAGACAGACUUUACAGAAGGCCAUUCCAUCUACCCAGCUAUCGCACAACAGCUAAUGGGCAUGGAGAUCGGAAUUCUGGUGAACAAUGUAGGUAUGAACUAUAUUGGGGUUCUGGCAAAUUUCCUGGAUGUUCCUGAUCCAGACCAGAGAAUCACACAAGUGAUAAACUGUAACAUACUUUCUGUCACUCAGAUGAGCAGACUCAUUUUGCCAGGAAUGAUUGAAAGGGGGAAAGGCCUUAUUAUAAACAUAUCAUCAGAGGCAGCCUCUCAGCCUCAGCCAAUGGUGUCAGUGUAUUCUGCCACUAAGAUAUUUGUUACAUAUUUCUCUCGCUGUCUGCAUGCAGAAUACAGGUCAAGAGGAAUCACGGUUCAAUGUGUAGCCCCGUUUAUGGUCUCCACUAAUAUGACUCAUAAUGUGCCAGUGAAUCCACUGGUUAAAAGUGCUGCUUCAUUUGCUAGAGAUGCUCUGAACACUGUGGGUUACACAACAUACACAAGCGGAUGUUUAACUCAUGCACUACAGCACAUUGCUCUGUCCAUUUUUUUCCCGGGCUGGCUGCGUCUCACGUCCUUUUGUGUAGAACGCAUGACAAAAUUCGCCCGUAGCAUUGAACCGAAAUUAAAGGAGAGGAUGGCGCAGACAAACAACAAACAGGACUGAUACAAACCCGUGGACCACAGAGAUGAACAUAAUACACAAACAUAUGCCCAAUGAUAUUAAUAAGAACUAUACACACAACUGUUUCUACUGCAGUGGCAGUAAUCAGAUGCAUUAUUACAAUAGUGACAAAUACACACACACACAUAUACAUUUUCUGGUAAGUAGGCAGAUCUAAGGUCUAUGUAGAGUUAACAUCUAUUCAAGAGUGUAUUCAUGUAGGAAUCAGCAGUUUUAACCUAUGGAGCCUUUUCACAGAGUUCAAUGACAUUGGUCACUUGUGCUUACUAAGGCUGUGUUUAUUUGAUCAAAAAUACUGUGAAAUAUUAUUACAAUUUAAUAAAUUUAAUUUUAAUUUUC
Molecule: messenger RNA, 1789 nt
Organism: Ctenopharyngodon idella (grass carp)
Lineage: Eukaryota; Metazoa; Chordata; Actinopteri; Cypriniformes; Xenocyprididae
Gene: hsd20b2
Product: hydroxysteroid (20-beta) dehydrogenase 2
Exons: 15
Coding region: 131-1432 (433 amino acids)
Cellular component (GO): endoplasmic reticulum
Molecular function (GO): oxidoreductase activity
Source: RefSeq, a predicted model, not a curated record